GCGGCGGCGGAGCGGCGGAGCCCGAAGAGCACCCGGAGCCUGGCGCCGAGGCAGAGGCGCAGGCAAGGAGAUUGGAGAGAAAUCUUUCCCUCAGUGAAUACUCUCACAAAAUCACCCAAAUGUUCCUUUGCCUGAGGACAGGAUUUCAUCUUUGAAACAAGAAGUUUCUCCGGAAGGCAUGCCUAUGUUCGAAGGUCAUGACACUGUGAUGAAGAAUUUGGAGGAAUGGAUGACCUCUUAGAGCUGUACCCGAGCUGUGAUUCAUGAUGAUUCAGAUAGACUUGGCCUAGAGGCUGUCUUCUACCUUUCACAUUCUGGGAUUCUGUGAAAGCUUGGUGAGCCCUAUCACCAUGUUCUGGAAGUUUGAUUUGAACACAACAUCCCAUGUUGAUAAACUGCUGGACAAAGAGGAUGUAACUCUGCAUGAGCUGAUGGAUGAAGAUGACGUCCUACAAGAAUGCAAGGCACAGAACCGCAAGCUUCUGGCCUUCCUCUGCAAGCAGCAGUGUAUGGAGGAGUUGCUGAGCCUCAUCACUCAUGACCCACCCCUGGACAUGGAAGAGAAGGUCCGCUUCAAAUACCCCAACACAGCCUGUGAACUCCUGACCUCUGAUGUGCCGCAGAUCAAUGAUAAACUGGGAGGAGACGAAAGUUUACUGAACAUCCUUUAUGACUUCUUGGACCAUGAGCCGCCUCUCAACCCCCUACUGGCCAGCUUCUUCAGUAAGACCAUUGGCAAUCUUAUUGCAAGGAAAACCGAACAGGUGAUCACAUUUCUGAAAAAGAAAGACCAGUUCAUUAGCCUGGUACUCAAGCACAUUGACACCUCGGCCAUGAUGGACCUGCUACUUCGCUUGAUAAGCUGUGUGGAGCCUGCAACUCUUCGGCAGGAGGUCUUGAAUUGGCUGAAUGAAGAGAACAUCAUUGAGAGGCUUGUGGAGCUGAUCCACUCGAGCCAGGAUGAAGACAGACAAUCAAAUGCUUCUCAGACCCUCUGUGAUAUCAUCCGACUCAGCAGAGACCAGAGCAGUCAGACACAAGAGAUUUCUGAGCCUGACCCCCUCCUCACAGUCCUAGAGUCACAGGGAUGUGUGGAACGGCUUCUAAAGAACAUGUUUGAUGGAGACCUGACUGAAAACUGCUUAGUCAAUGGCACUCAGAUUCUGCUAACGUUGUUGGAAACAAGGAGAUCUGGGGUGGAGGGCCUGAUGGACUCAUUCUCUCAGGGACUUGAAAGGUCUUACACUGUCAAUAGCAGCAUAUUGCACGGCAUUGAACCAUGGUUGAAGGACUUUCAUCAGCUUCUUCUCAACCCUCCAAAGAAAAUGUCAAUCCUGACCACCAUCGGUGUCCUGGAGGAGCCCCUGGGGAACGCCCGACUCCACGGGGCGCGGCUGAUUGCUGCCUUGCUGCAUACCAACACACCCAGUAUUAACCAAGAGUUGUGUCGGCUCAAUACCAUGGACUUGCUACUUGACUUGUUUUUUAAGUUCACCUGGAAUAACUUUCUGCAUUUCCAAGUGGAAUUGUGUGUAGCCGCCAUUCUGUCCCACUCUGCCCGGGAAGGAGGGACGUCCAGCAGUGAGUCUGACUGCCGAGAGGACAUGCACAGUGGGAGUGGGAGCUUGGAGAAAACCGGGUCGGCAGAGUCUACCUCUGAGAACGUGAUGGUGACACACCUGUUCCAGAAGUGCUGCUUGGUACAGAGGAUCUUGGAUGCCUGGGAAGCCAAUGACAGGAUCCAGGCCGAAGGCGGGAUGAGGAGGGGAAACAUGGGCCACCUCACCCGAAUAGCCAACGCUGUUGUACAGAACAUGGAGAAGGGCCCCGUUCAGUCUCAGAUCAGCUCGUUCAUCAAAGAGCUUCCUGAGGAUUGUCGAGGGCGGUGGGAGAGCUUUGUGGAGGAGACGCUGCCAGAGACCAACCGGAGAAACACGGUCGACCUGGUGAGCACUCACCACCUCCACUCUUCCAGUGAAGAUGAGGACAUGGAAAGCGCUUUUCCUAAUGAGCUGUCCCUGCAGCAGGCCUUCUCUGAAUACCAGAUCCAGCAGAUGACGGCCAACUUCGUGGACCAGUUUGGCUUCAAUGAUGAAGAAUUUGCAGACCAGGAUGAUAAUAUCAAGCACCAGGCUUUGCUUUAUGGAAUGAAGUUUCCCGAGGGUGACAGACACAGGAUGCCCAGGAAGUUGUCACAGCUCCCGGCAAUGUCUGGCUCAGGGACGUGCAGCUCGAGUCCAAGUGCCCCUUUUGACAGGAUUGCUGAGAUCAACUUCAACAUUGACGCUGAUGAUGACAGUCCCAAUGCAUCUCUGUUUGAAGCAUGCUGCAAUGACCGGAUCCAGCCAUUCGACGACAAUGAGGAGGAGGAGGACAUCUGGGAGGACAAGGAGAUCAACUAUGCAACUCAAGCAAAAUCCAGAACCAGGUUUGGUGCGUCACAUACCUCAGAGUAUUCUGCCAAACGUAAUCUGGAGAACGGGGAUCGGGAUGGCAGUGAGGACUCAGAGGAGGAGGAGGAGGCAGCGGCAGGAGAGGUCCUGCGGGAUGGCGGCACGCCUCCUUCGAAGAGCAGCAGCACCACCGACCUCACCCUGCAGGGUGAAGACCUGGCCUCGGAAGGCUCUGGAUGGACAGCUGUAUUUGAUGAGCCAGUAAAUUCAAAGCCCCCUCCCUCAGGUGUGGCCAUGGACAUCGGUUCUCGUGUAUGGGAUGCAGCUGCUCCAGACACUGCCACUUCAGAGGAAAAAGGCUGGGCAAAAUUCACAGAUUUUCAGUCGUUUUGCUGCUCAGAAUCGGGUCCUCGAUGCAGUUCUCCUGUGGACACAGGGAGCAGCCCUUCCGAGGAGAAGCCCAAGCAGAGCCAGGACAAGAGCUUCAGCCCAGCUGCUCCCUGCGUCUGGAAUGUGUGUGUGGCAAGGAAGGCCCCCCUGGUGGCCUCUGACAGCAGCUCCUCGGGGGGCUCGGACAGUGAGGAGGAGGAGGAGGAGGAAGAGAAGAAAGCAGGUAUCGUCACAGAAACCGUCAGUCCCGGAUCUGGGCAAGAGGGCCCCAAGUUGACUGUGGACGCCAAGAAGGAGAAGGCCGCCUUGACCAGCGACGCAGAGCCUCUGGUGAUCCAUAAGCUGCCCAUGUUGGAGAAGGGAGUGCCCAGUGCCUCGCAGCCCUCCCUGGAGCCCCUGAGCCCAGCUGCUGCGGCCUCUGCACACAUGCCCACGGUAGCCACCACGGCUGUCCUCACGGCAGCCCCCACCACUGUCCUCACCGCUACUAUCUCUGCAGCAGCCACGACAAUGGCUACCACGGCUGCCCUGGAAACGGUGAUGAAAGACAGGAAAGAGGAGGCGCCACCUCCUGAAGCCACGUUAAAUGGUCCUGCUUGACGCUGCCGCCUCCCUCAGGCCACGUCUCCCUGAGGCCGGGCUGCUUCCACUUAGGCAAGAAAACUACCUGGUGAUGCAAAUGGUCUGUUUUUUUAUUUUAAUUUUAUUUUUUAAUAAAUGCUGCAUUGGUAAA
Molecule: messenger RNA, 3516 nt
Organism: Vombatus ursinus (common wombat)
Lineage: Eukaryota; Metazoa; Chordata; Mammalia; Diprotodontia; Vombatidae
Gene: PPP6R2
Product: protein phosphatase 6 regulatory subunit 2
Exons: 26
Coding region: 351-3383 (1010 amino acids)
Cellular component (GO): cytosol; nucleus
Molecular function (GO): protein phosphatase binding; protein phosphatase regulator activity
Source: RefSeq, a predicted model, not a curated record